Messenger RNA from Lethenteron reissneri (Far Eastern brook lamprey), 3145 nucleotides. RefSeq names its product SPNS lysolipid transporter 1, lysophospholipid (gene SPNS1). Gene Ontology annotation, cellular component: membrane. Gene Ontology annotation, biological process: transmembrane transport. NCBI's taxonomy places the organism in Eukaryota, Metazoa, Chordata, Hyperoartia, Petromyzontiformes, Petromyzontidae. The record is from RefSeq and is a predicted model, not a curated record. Gene Ontology annotation, molecular function: transmembrane transporter activity.
CCUCACCCCCCCUCACAUGACUGCCACCUCCAGCGCGGAUCGCUCCUUCCUCUCUCUCCAUCAUCAUCACCACCACCGCGACAAACAUCGGCGCUCAUGAGCGGCAGGGACACCAGCAGGCCUACGAUGAAGGCGGCGGACGACGUGGGCGACGAGGAGGUGGAGGGCGAUGGAGGACGAGGAGGGGAGUACGAACGACAGCGGCUGAGCGGAGGCCGCCAAAGCCCCGACCUUGCCUGGAUGCGGUGCCCGGAAACGGUGGACGGAGGCGGCGGAGGUGGAGGCGGCGAGCCGCUCGAGGCCUCGCUCCCCCGGGAUGUUCACACCGUGACGGGGGUGUCCAGGCACCGCUCGCUCGCCGUGGUGAUCAUCCUCUUCUACGUCAACCUGCUCAACUACAUGGACCGCUUCACGGUGGCCGGAAUCCUUGUGCAGAUUCAAAACUACUUCUCCAUCAACAACACCAUGUCCGGAUUACUCACUACAGUGUUCAUCUGCAGCUACAUGUUGCUGGCACCGAUCUUCGGUUAUUUGGGCGAUCGUUUCAAUCGGAAGUUGAUCAUGUCGGUAGGGAUCACGGUGUGGUCCGUCACCACGCUGGGAAGCUCCUUCAUUCCAAAGGAGAACUUCUGGGCAUUCCUCCUGAUGCGGGGACUGGUGGGCAUAGGCGAGGCGAGCUACUCCACCAUCGCUCCGACAAUCAUCGCCGACCUCUACACGCGCGACAAGCGUACCCGCAUGCUCUCCAUCUUUUACUUCGCAAUCCCCGUGGGCAGCGGGCUGGGCUAUAUUCUCGGUGCAAACUUGGCGCAAUUGACGGGCAAUUGGCAGUGGGGACUGAGGGUGACCCCAGUUCUGGGCGUGUUGGCGGUGCUGCUCAUCUUUUUCGUGGUUCCCGAGCCCCCGAGGGGCGCCAUCGAGCAGGAAACGGGCGUACAUCUGUCAAGAACCAGCUGGCUCACCGACCUCAAGUCCCUGGCACGCAACCAGAGCUUACUGUGGUCGUCGCUGGGAUUCACGAGCGUGUCGUUCGUGACGGGCGCGCUCGCCCUCUGGUCGCCCGAGUUCCUGUCCUUGGCCGAGGUGGUGCAGGGCCGGCUCAGACCCUGCGUCACGGAGCCCUGUGAAGGAUACAGCCAGGUCAGCCUGAUUUUUGGAAUCCUGACGUGCGUGUCGGGCUUUAUCGGUGUGGGAGUGGGCGCCGAGAUCGCCCGUCGCUACAAGAAGUACAACGCACGCGCCGACCCGCUCGUGUGCGCCUUCGGGCUGCUGAGCUCCGCCCCGUUCCUCUUCCUGUCGCUCGUCACGGCUGAAAGCAACACGACCGUCACAUAUUUUUUCAUUUUCUGCGGGGAGACGCUGCUGUGCCUCAACUGGGCCAUCGUGGCAGACAUCCUGCUGUACGUGGUGAUACCGACAAGACGCUCCACGGCCGAGUCCGUGCAGAUCCUCAUGUCCCACCUCCUCGGAGAUGCCUUCUCCCCGUACCUCAUCGGCAAGAUCUCGGACUCAAUCAAGGGAGAUCGAGAUUCGUACCUGUGGCGGUUCUUGAGCCUGGAGUACGCGCUGCUCAUCUGCGCCUUCGUGUGCGCUUUCGGGGGCGCCUGCUUCCUCAAGACGGCCACCGUCAUCGAGCAGGACCGGGAGCGAGCGGAGAUGAUCGUCAGCGGCACGGCCACGGAGGAGGAUCUUUUGCUGCCGCAUGACGGCCGACCCAGGAGUGUGUACGUCAACGACAUCUUGAGCUAACGGACGAUCGAACCGUGCGAGGGGGAGCACACAAGGUGGAAAACUAUGGGCACCCAGGUGCCAGAGUUUGGGGGGGACUCAAAACCAAGGCAAUUUGUACAGAGACUGCAUUAUUGUUGUUUGCGACGGUGUUACCAAGAUGUUUUUUUCUCUUUUCCUCCAUCAUCUCUUUGCAUCAUUAUCGGUUGUACAACAUUUCAAACAUGCAAGUGCAAUUUGUAAAUGUGUUUUUUUUUUUUUACAAAGCACAACACUCCUUAAAAAGGGUGAGGUUCUUAGUAAGUAAAUAGGAUUUACGCAAGACUCCAUUAACUACUAUUACGGGUCACCGUUUGACGCGUUUAAUGUGAAGCUUGACAUUGUGAUGGCAGGUGAGAGUGGCUCUUAACAGCAUUAAGUAUAUCACCGCGUACUUGAUGCCCCAUACUGCCAACUUGGAGCAUUUUUUGCUCAAGGAUUUGCUUAAUUCACUGCAAUACUAAAAUUGUGUUUACAAAUUUAAAAAAGUGGAAUUUUAAAUUACCACGUGAAAUAAUGGCCGGUCUACUUUUACCGGGAGAUUUUUACGAGAUUAUUUUUUUUGGCACCAUGCCAAUUCCGACCUCUUCAACGCUCACGCGUGCACUAAAGGUGCACACGUGAUCCAUCAGUAGCAGAGCAUUAGGGGACGAGUUAAUUCUGCGUUCAAAAGAUGUCAAGUUGACGUUAACCCCAGUGGCAAGCUGCUUUGCUCGUGAAAAAACGACCUUUGUAGGUGCAGGCACAUCACGACAACGAUUAUCGCUCUGGGGGAAAAGGAAACAUCUGCCAUGCAGCCAGGAAUAAAAUCAUCUAGUGGAUAAGCUAGCAUGUCAAACUGUACCGAUGAGUACUUUUACAGGAUUUUAAAAAGGGCCUGCAGAUUUAACUGUGCACUAGUAGACAAACGGUUUUAAUGUUAGCAUGUUAAGUUUUCAACUUUUUUCCCCCUCCCAACCAUUAAAUGUUGCCCAAGUUGCCAUUAAAUUGCAUUGGGCCAGGUGUAGCAACAACGGUAACGCAAUGGAUUUGCGCAGAGCUUUAAUUAUACGGUCUUUACCGCAGUCGCUAACGAAGGAAAGGUAAGGUUACCCAUUGCUGGAAACGCUCCAGGUAAGAUGCUGUAAUCACCAGUUUCCUUGCAGGGUUCACCAUACAUUGGAGCUUCACUACAUUUCAACGCAUUUCCUGAAUCCAUUGCCAGUGCCUUGAAAGACAGGCAAACAGGCUACCCCGAUUGCAAUAAUAUUUGGCAUUUGUAAGGAUGUUGCCAAGUUUAUUGACUUUAAUAUGUACAAUGACUUGUUUUUUUUAUGUCAAGGUGUUAUUGGUUUGAAUGUAUCACUGUAAAUAAACUUGCAAGAACCUGUCAAAGUGA